AUGAACUGCGUUCUGGAUCUUUUCUCAGAUGAACCAGUGCCGGCGGAGUCUUGGCUUCGAUGUGGCAUCCGCCGCGUGCGGGAGCUACCAGCGCUGGCGUCGUCACAGCUCCUGGUGUGUACCUGUGAGCUGGUGAAGGUCGGUGGCCACGCAGGCCUUUUUGGUGGCCGGCUGGUACUGACUGGGACUGGCAUGGCGUUGGGCUCGCUGUGGUCCCACGUCCAAGGAGGCUUGGGCCCGAAGAGCUUGGGCACCGAGCCGACGAAGGUAGAGGCGGCUGCUGCCGCUGCCACCGAGGCGGCCUUCGCAGACCCUUGGGUGGUGGUCGUGGAUAGCAGGCCCGGCUGCUUUAUCCCUGGCGAUCCUGUGGAAGUUUCUGAGAGUUCCGGAAAAGGAUGGCGGGGCGUGGUGAAGUGCAAGGCGGGCGAAGGAAGCUACAUCGUGGAGGACCAGAGCCAGACGCCCCACAACGUGGCUGCAGACAGGCUGAGAGUGGACGAGCUCGUUGCGUCAGUUCUGUGA
This is a messenger RNA of Symbiodinium sp. CCMP2456, 522 nucleotides long. Lineage: Eukaryota; Dinophyceae; Suessiales; Symbiodiniaceae. The record is from the annotation of a GenBank genome assembly.